AUGAAGCUCAGCCCAUAUCAAUCGCAGUUGUUGAUAAUAUCCGCUUCUUUACUCCUAUAUUUCUUAAGUGUUACUUAUUUAGAACGAAUAAGAGCUCAAUCUGAUACACGUAAUGUCCUUCUUGAGCUGGCCAAUUACAGCCGAAUAUCCCACGUGGCCGACGAUACAGUUAAUUCGCUCAAGGCUUACUAUGCAGACAUAUUAGACUGCGUACAAUUGCAUUCCCUUCCAGUUGGUUAUGAAGUGGAGGAAUUUUACAUCGCGAAUAGCAAAGGUACUUUCAACCUCUUGCAAGUAAAUAAUACCAACGCGAUAAAAGUAGACUUUGAAGGCGGAUUAAAGUUAGUGUUGCGUAUUUAUAACAAGAAAGGAGAUGUAUACGGAGAAUCAACUUGCUAUACUACGCUCCAAACGUCUAAUGUCUGGUAUCUUACCCAUAAUUUGGCAAUCUAUCCAAAGCUCAAUGUCUAUGAUAUUUCAUCAAUAUGCCUCAUCUGCGGCCUGCUGCUUGUAACCGUUUUGUGCCUACGUAACAAAUAUGCCUACGCUAUUGCCUAUUUUAGUGCUCUUUUUCUGUCUAUAGAAAUCGCGAGACGCUCCGCUAAGCUGACUAAGCAUGCAGGUGCGGAACUAAUGAACUACAUUAGUUUUGUAUCUUCCAUAUCUCUAAUCGGCGCGGUCAUCCUCAUUUACAAAUUGCAAGCAGAUGUGCUGUCUAAACAUCAUAUUUUACACACAGUCUUCUGCGAAUUAUUCAAAAGUGGAGCCGUCCGCCUUUCCAUAUUAUUUGUGCCCUUUGUACAGUAUAUAGGGGUUCACGUCUCAUAUUGGUUUAUUUGGGUACCUAUAGUUCGUUGCAGUGUAUUGAGUGCUGUAGGAUCCCUUAUACAGCGGGAAACGUUGAAAAACACGGGAAACAUACAUUUUGGCCCCUCGGGGCAUAUGGAAAAAAGAGUGGUAUCAAUAUCGGACCGUGAAUUAGUUGCAAAAACUACGUUACCGACGCGUGGUGCAGUUCUGGUCAUUUUAAAUGUAGUGUUGACCAUAUUGUUGGUUGUCUUCUCAUUCAAAAGCGUCCGCGGUACGAAUUGCACAGAAUCGUUGCAAAAUGCGCUCAAUGGGACUUACGCUAUUGAAGUCGACAGAGUAGUCUUUGGUACCUCUCCUAGUGAAGGUCUAAAGACGUUAAGUGCUGAGAUGCAAAGAAAGGUAGUGCACGUAGGUAUACAGCAGGCUAGAUCAAUAAAACACGCGAGUGAAUGGGUCAAGGAGGUGCUAUUCAAGAUCGAUAUGCCAAAAAAAAUGGGUUUUCUUACACGAGCCGUAGGUGACAACAACACAUAUGUUACACAAAUAGACCCACGCAAUGUUAAUGAAGUUAUGGACGCAGUGGAUACACCAAAUAUUGAAUGUGUCUUCAUAUUUCAAACAUCAGAUGACGAUGUCAUGUAUCUGCAGGUUGAUUUCGAGGGGAAUUCCGUUGGCCUCACGAAUAUUGAGCAAUCAAGACUGUAUCACAUGGACACGAAGACAAAUUUUAUACCGAUGUCACUCGGUGGUUCUCUGUUUCUGGUUCUAUUGUUGCAUAUAUAUUUUGAAAUGAGGACGAACAGUUUACUCGGAGGGUGGAAUAUUUUUUGUCAAGGAAAAUCUAAGACAAAGGCAAGAGUAUACAUACUUGUGGCUAUUUGCAUCCUUGUCUUAACAUAUACAUUAACUUGUCUGCUGAUGACCUUCAAAUACAAACCUGAGGUAACUAGGCAGCUUUCAGAUCCACAAUUCGGCGUACUGCUCCAUUUAUUGAGAAGUAUCCCUAUCAUUGACAAUCUGAGCAAAUCAACAAUAUUCGCGAUUGCAGUUUUUUUGGUUUUGUAUGUUGUCAUGAUGUUGCCGCAACGCUACUAUUUGUUCACCAACAAUGGGGAAGUCAUCAGAAGGAGUGUCUCAACAAACUUAAGACACUUAUCAGUUCUCUUGUAUCAAAUAUCUCUGUCGUUAAUAUCUUGGUCUGUCGUGGGAAAUCGUAUUUGCGACAACUCUGUUGAUGAUUUCAAUGGUUUCUUCGAAACCUUGCGCUACAACUUUAUUUUGGCACUCAACAAGGUUUUGGCAAGAUAUGCAAGCAAAUAUCUCAAUGUUUACAAUGAUAUUACCACAAUGUGGUUCUAUAACUUGGGACUCACAUCGCUGUUGGCCGUGAGUUACUAUUACGCGCAGUCCAAGAAACAAAAAUUUAUACCGACGGAUACCUUUGCCAAGUAUAAAGAUAACUUCGAAAUAGACAUCGUCGCUCACAUGGAUGAUAUAGUGGGAUUCAAGAUUUUUCUCAAGUCGCUGGAAGAAUACAAGCAAUACAUGCAUAAUUCUGCCAAGGAGGUAGAUUAUUGUCUCAACUUUUUUUCCAGGUUCCCUAGAAAGGUACCCGAGGGCGUUAUUAGAAUGCAUCCAAAAAUACAGGUUCAUAAUUACCUCGACCGCAUAAAAAAGUAUAUGCUGUGUGUAAUGUUCCUCCGUAUGAAAGUAAGAAAUUUGCUAUUAAAAAUUGAGACCCUCGAAAAACAAUCUAUGCAGAGAAAACCGUGUAAUGAAAGCAGGCGGCGAUAUAUAAAUGCUCUAAAACAAAAAUUGCAAUUGACAGUGGCAGCAAUUGAGGGAUUCAAAAGGACAACAGAAAUAUUGAAAACUGGUGCACGCUUGCAUCAAAUGGGAAGUGCAAUGAAGACUGGUAUAUUUGCAGGCUACGCAACUAAGGGUGAAAUAUGUGACGAACGUGAAGGUGAUGACUGCCUAGAUCGAGAUACAGCUGAAUUGGAGAAUUUUGUACUACCGCAAUCGCGUAGUUAUCAAACUCCGAAUAACGGUGACCAAAUAAAACAAUAUGCUGACAUCGCAUCCGUGAACUAUGAUCUUUUGUCUUUCGAACGUCUGAGUUCUCUUACUGAAGACCCCAAAUAUGGCAGACCAAACUCGUAUUUAACAAAGGGGCAUGACGGCGAAUCUGCUGAAAUGGAAGCAUCUGCCGUACAUCAGCGGUCAAAUAUGUCAAGUGUGAUGGAUUUCCCCAAAGGAUUUUUGCCUUUGUCUUCCAGUGGAGGUAGGCACACUGUACUACCCAUUAGUGAAAGGAUUAAUACGCCGAAUAAUUGCAGCAAUCAGGAUGUUGUAAUAAAUACUACACAAUGCAGUCUUUCACAAGGCGACGACUUGAGGAUAAGCACUCUCAUUUGUGGUUUUCCAAAUUAUAAUACGUUUCAGAAUGAGCCUCGGAUCUGUGGAAUUGUUAAUUCUUAUGCGGAAGAUGACACAAAUAAUCGAGGUCUAUCUGACGUAAGAAAAGCUACAAAAACUGUACGUUCUGUUACAUUGCCAUCUCUCGAUACAUCUAAAGGUGAGACCAACGAUGGCGGUUGUACCAAUAUCGAAGAAGAAUCUGGUGCUCUGAAAAUGACUAACGAAUCGAUGAGCGUCACAGACGAAACUGUGGUUUCCAAUGCACUAUGUUACGACGUAGCAAAGGCCAAAAAAAAACAUAUAGGACACCAUUCUGCUACACAGGUCUCGAAUCUCGGUAAGACUCCGGAGCUCAUGAGCACUCCAACCGACAUGAAUUACACAUUUAUUGUGGAAGACAAUGGAAAGGAAGCAUCCGGAUUUCUCUUACAAAAAAACGCUUCAAAAGAUGCCAAUUUGUUCGAUGAGCAUUCUGUUUCUAAAUCAGAAGCUUCAGUGAUGCAAAUAAAACAUGAAAAGGUGAAAAGCGAUAAUUCUAAGGAUGGAGAAAUGGGUAUAUUCAAAGCGAGCAUUUUUAGGAAAUGGCGAUAA
This is a messenger RNA of Babesia sp. Xinjiang, 3822 nucleotides long. RefSeq lists its product as uncharacterized. The transcript is spliced from 8 exons. The coding region runs from base 1 to 3822 and encodes 1273 amino acids. Lineage: Eukaryota; Apicomplexa; Aconoidasida; Piroplasmida; Babesiidae. The record is from RefSeq and is a predicted model, not a curated record.